Molecule: messenger RNA, 1869 nt
Organism: Loa loa (African eye worm)
Lineage: Eukaryota; Metazoa; Nematoda; Chromadorea; Rhabditida; Onchocercidae
Product: ABTAP protein
Exons: 10
Coding region: 29-1636 (535 amino acids)
Biological process (GO): rRNA processing
Cellular component (GO): nucleus
Molecular function (GO): RNA binding
Source: RefSeq, a predicted model, not a curated record
UUCCAGACAAACAACUUGCAUUAUCAGUAUGGAACAAAAGAAGCUAGGAAAUAAGAAGAAAAGGAAAAACGGAAGUAUGGAUGAUGAAAGAUUUAAGACGGUUUUAAACGAUCCACGUUUUGACGCAUUACCAAGGAAAGAGAGGAAAGUAGUGGUCGACGAAAGGUUUAAAGAUAUGCUAGCAAGUGAAAAAUUUGCGCCAAAGAGUAACGUGGACAUGCGCGGACGAUGCGUCAAUUUGAGACCCAAAAAUGAUUUGACUGUUUUAUAUGAAUUGCCAAGUGAUGAUGGUAGUUCGGGUGUUGAAUCAGAAGAGAAAAAGAAAAUAAAGAUUGAUUUAGCUCGUGGGAAUGGUAACAUAACGUCGAGUGACGAAGAUUCAUCUUCCGAAUGGGACUUGGAAGAAGCAGCAGAAGAAAUGCAUGAUUGGGGUGAAACUGAUAAGGAUGCUUGUCGAGUUGAGUGGGCAUCUCGUCGUUUGGCUUUAUGUAAUAUGGAAUGGGAUCGAAUUUCGGCUACUGAUAUUUUUGUUAUGAUAUCCUCAUUCAAGCCACCUGCACCAGCUACUAUUCAGUCAGUGACAAUAUAUAAAUCGGAUUUUGGCCAGAAACGUUUAGAAGAAGAAGAACGUAUGGGGCCCAAACUGAUUAAACUGAAGAAACCAGUUGAGGAUAUCGAAGAAAUGGAUGAAGAAACUCGUGAAGCAAUGAGAGCUUAUCAGUUGGAAAGAAUGAGAUAUUAUUAUGCUAUUAUUGAAUGUGAUGGAGUGGAAACAGCCUCUUGUCUCUACGAGGCAUGUGAUGGUGUCGAAUUUGAAAGUAGCGCUGUACAUUUGGAUCUUCGCUUUGUACCCGAUGAUAUGACUUUUGAAAACAAUUCAGUGAAGGAGCGGGUUACUGCUGAGGAUAUCAAUUUGAAUGUGUUUAAGCCCAAGAAUUUCGAAAGUGCGGCUUUAUCAAAGUCGUCCGCUAAACUUACGUGGGAUGAAACAGAUCCAGAACGUAUCAAAGCGGAACGCGAUGCAUUUCUUCCAGAUGCGGAUCUUGAUCAAGUUCAGCAUUUAUUGGCUCCAUGUUCGUCUGAUGAGGAGAACGAUGAAACGGGGAAAAGUAUGGUGUUAUUGAAAGAAGCUGAAACAGAAGCUUCCAAAAAAGCUGAUUCGUUGAUGGAAGUAACGUGGGAUGUGGAAAUGAUGGAUGAUACGAUUUUGGAAAAGAAGACGAAAAAAUUUGGUGAACCAACACCUUGGGAAAAAUAUCUUGAGAAGAGGAAAGCUAAACGCAAAGAACGAAAAGCUAUGAUUGCUGAUUUGAAGAAAAAACAAAGAGAAGAAAUAGUCGAAAACACUACUGAAAAUAAUAUUAAGUCACUAACAAAAAAUAAACUGAAAAAAGAUGUCAAUAGUGAUGAAAGAGAUUAUAUCGAUGAUGAAAGAUUCAAAGCUUUGUAUAGCAACAGUGCUUUCGCCGUUGAUCAAUCUCAUCCUCUCUUCAAAUCAUCCAAACUCGCUCUAAGACAGGCUGAAGAAAAGCAGAAACGUAGAGCCAGUAGUCCAUUCGACGAUAACGUCGAAGCAUUAGCAAAUAAAUUGAAGAAAAAAGCAGCUGAUGCGAAGAAGUGGAAAAAAAUUUAUUAAGACCUUCUUUAAAAUAACAUUUUCCACGAAAAUCGAAUUUGUAGCUGUCCGUACUUGUCAUCUUUCCAUAUACACUUUUUUCUUUUCUAAUUUUAAAUUUAUGUUAUCUGAUCUUUGGUCCUUGAAUUUUGAGCGCAAGCUGAAAUGCAGUGAUCAAUUUUAUGGACAUGUCUUGUGUGAUCCAUGUUGUUGUAUUCAUGGGGAAUCAUUCCAGAUCUCUGACCACAGGUCCG